UAGCAAAUUAGAAAGGCAAAUUGGGAAACGCAAGUGCAUUUCUCUCUCUCUCUCUCUCUCUCUCUGUGGGAUCCCGGAUCCUUUAUGCAGUCUUGGGAGUCCUGAAAUCUGGGGCCUCUUUUUCCUGGUUCUUUUCAGCUCGAUCGCUAUUUUGGGCUGCCACAUUAUAAAGAUUAUACCGUGUACGUUCGUCAAAAAACCGAAAAAAGAACCUAUCGCAACAACAGGAUCAUACAUAUAUCUUGUAAAAAUAUAAAACAAGGAGAUCAAAGGCCAGGAGACGAAAGAAGGUUGAGUUUCUUGUCUUGUUCCUUGUAGAGAAAAAUGGUUGCUCCUUUGUCAGCUUGGCCCUGGGAGAACUUGGGCUGCUUCAAGUAUCUGCUAUAUGGACCUUUUCUUGCGAAAGUUCUGUAUUCAAGAUUUCAUGAUCAGGAAGCCUCCGAAUAUGGUUGGUGCCUCCAUAUUCUGGUCAUAUGUGCACUCAGAGGUUUAAUUCAUCAGCUAUGGAGCUCUUACAGUAACAUGCUUUUCCUAAAGAGAAAUUCCCGGAUUCUUGAAGAUGGGGUUGAUUUCAAGCAGAUUGACAAGGAAUGGGACUGGGAUAAUUUCAUUAUUCUUCAAGCAUUAAUUGCCUCCAUGGCCUUCUACAUGUUUCCAUUCCCUGCGAAUCUUCCCUUGUGGAACACGAAAGGAUUUAUUGCUCUUCUGACACUUCAUAUGGCUGUUUCAGAGCCUCUUUAUUAUUGGAUGCAUAGAUACGUACUCCAUGGGAACUCUAUUUUUACCCAUUACCAUUCACUUCACCAUUCAUCUCCUGUACCCCAGCCCUUCACAGCUGGACAUGCAACAUUUUUGGAGCAUCUUAUGCUAGCAGUGAUCAUUGGAAUUCCGAUUCUGGGGGCUUCUUUAAUGGGAUAUGGAUCGAUGAUCACAAUCUAUUCCUAUGUUUUAAUCUUUGAUUUUCUGAGAUGCUUGGGGCAUUGCAAUAUUGAAGUUGUUCCGUAUCAAAUUUUCAAGACCAUUCCCUUUCUUAGAUAUCUUCUCUACACACCAACAUAUCACAGUUUGCACCACACAGAGAUGGGUACCAAUUUCUGCCUCUUUAUGCCUCUCUUUGAUGCAAUAUGGAAGACACUCAACGGAAAAUCAUGGGAGCUGCACAAGAAAAUAAGCUCAAAUCUAGGAAAAUCAAGAAGGGUACCGGAUUUUGUUUUCCUGGCCCAUGUUGUGGAUGUCUCGGCGGCUUUGCACUCACCAUUCGUUUUCCGAUCUGUUGCAACAUUUCCAUUCUCGACGAGAGUCUUCAUGAUCCCGUUGUGGCCCCUGGCACUGUUAGCGUUGCUCAUGAUGUGGGCUUGGUCUAAAACUUUUGUCUACUCUUUCUACAAACUCAGAGGCCGUUUGCACCAGACCUGGGCUGUGCCCAGGUUUGGCUUUCAGUAUUUCUUACCAUUUGCUAGGGAUGGCAUCAACAAACACAUUGAGCAGGCCAUCCUCAGGGCAGAUAAACUUGGGAUAAAAGUCAUUAGCCUUGCUGCAUUGAAUAAGAAUGAAGCACUCAACGGGGGUGGAACACUGUUUGUAAACAAGCACCCGAAUCUAAACGUUCGAGUUGUCCAUGGAAACACCUUGACCGCCGCAGUUAUUCUCAACGACCUACCUAAGAAUGUUGAGGAAGUAUAUUUAACAGGAGCUACUUCCAAGCUUGGCAGAGCCAUUGCUCUCUACCUUUGCCGAAAGAGAGUGAGAGUCCUCAUGCUGACUCUGUCGGCAGAAAGAUUUCAAAAAAUUCAGAAGGAAGCUCCAGUGGAUUGUCAGAGCUACCUGGUCCAAGUGACAAAGUACCAAGCAGCACGAAACUGCAAGACAUGGAUAGUUGGGAAAUGGAUCACACCAAGAGAACAGAAUUGGGCACCACCUGGAACACACUUCCAUCAAUUCGUGGUUCCCCCCAUCUUUUCCUUCAGAAGAGACUGCACUUACGGUGAUCUUGCUGCCAUGAGACUACCCGAUGAUGUACAAGGGCUUGGAUGUUGCGAGUAUACGAUGGCUAGAGGAGUAGUGCAUGCAUGCCAUGCGGGGGGAGUGGUUCAUCUGCUUGAAGGUUGGACUCACAAUGAAGUCGGGGCGAUUGACGUCGACCGGAUCGACAUUGUUUGGAAUGCAGCAUUAAAACACGGUCUUAGGCCCGUGUCUUCAAGCAAUUAAUUAUUAAGUUUGAUACCUCAUGCACCCUCAAAUAUUUGAAGGAAUUAAAUGGAAGAAGAGGCGAUUGUUGUACCGAAUUAUAGACUUCUCUACUUAUGUUUCUUUGUGGCAUAAUUAUAUUGUAAGCCAACCCAAAUAAGCUUUGUUAUAUAUAAUCAAUUGAGUAAUGUUAUAUAUA
Molecule: messenger RNA, 2386 nt
Organism: Juglans regia (Persian walnut)
Lineage: Eukaryota; Viridiplantae; Streptophyta; Magnoliopsida; Fagales; Juglandaceae
Product: very-long-chain aldehyde decarbonylase CER3-like
Exons: 11
Coding region: 325-2208 (627 amino acids)
Biological process (GO): lipid biosynthetic process
Molecular function (GO): iron ion binding; oxidoreductase activity
Source: RefSeq, a predicted model, not a curated record